UUGACAUAUUAUAUUCUGUCGCGUUUGAUUGUUGAACUGUAUUGUACACAUCUUGCACAAAUAUAACUUGUGCUUGCUAAUAUUGUCACUAUCACCAAAAGUCGGUACUGUUUUCUCUCGCGAACCAAACCUACACACAAAAAAGGAAAAGAAAAGAGUCCGCGCGGGGGUCUCUCGGUAACUUUGGUAACAAACGAACGAUUAGAAUCUCCUUUUUUGUGUUGAUCCAAACAAAUUCUGACUUGCUUAACCUAAUUGUUUGUCGCAAGUCCUAAGAAAUGAAGUGAGUUGUUAACGCAAGUUCUCUGCAUAUGUAUAGAAGGCGCAGUGAUUAUUGGCACCGAUACCUACUUAUUUAUCCAUCUGUUUGUUAAUAACAGAUCUUGAGAUGGACAAAGCGAUUUUACUCCAGAAACAGGUUAGGGAAAACUCGGAGGAUUUGCAAAAGGAGUUACGUGAUAUGGUAGCUUGGGAGGAAGAAAUGAAACGAAAAGAUUUUGAGAUUCGCAACGCGACUAAUGAUCAGGAGCUACCACCUGUCAGAUGUAAAAAGAAAAAGAAAACUCUUGAAAAAUCCAAUAAUGAGGAAGAGCAAAGCAAGGAGAAAAAGAUAGCCGGUUUUGAUUACAAGUCUUGGGAAAAGUUUGAUGCUGAUAAAGCAUGCAAGGAAAUUGAUGGAGAAAAUGUUUUAAAAGGUAGAGAAGAAAAAGAAUUUGAAAUUCCAUCAAAAGAGGAACUGGAGAAAGAACACGCAGAGGCUUCAGUGUACAAAGACGAAGGAAAUGCUUUGGUCCAAAAGAAAGAGUAUGCAAAAGCUGUGGGCAAAUACAGUCAAGCUAUUAAAAUAUUUCCUCACGAUGCCAUUUUCUACGCCAAUAGAGCACUGUGUCAAUUGAAAUUAGCCAACUUGCAUUCAGCUGAUGCUGAUUGUACUCAAGCUAUAAAACUCGAUGGAAAUUAUAUCAAAGCGUAUCAUCGCAGAGCAACAGCAAGAAUGGAGCUAAAGCGCUACAAAGAUGCACAAAAAGACUUUGAAAAAAUUUUGGAGCUCGAUCCUACGAAUAAAGAAGCUUCCUUGAAACUAAAACAAGUGGAAGAAAAAAUUAAUAAAGCUCCAAAGCCACUAAUUCUUGCUGGAGAAGGUCGUUCAAAGAGUUCCAUUGAAAAGACAAUAGGCGAAAAAUUGUUUGGAAAAAGCACAGCUCACAGCAACAGUGAAAUAAGUAAUACCACUAGUAAACAAAUUACGGAGAAAAGUGGCAUGGAUAAAAAAUCUUCAUCCAAUGGAUCAAAACACAAGCCCUUAAUUGAAGAAGUAAUAGAGAAAACGGAUGGUAAAAAAUCUAAAAACGAGAUGACACUUCAAGAUGAAUUACCACCUUGGUUACCUAAGUUGAAAGAAGGUGUAAGCGUCAUUCAGCCUUUGAAGGAAGCUCCUCGUGUGCAUAAAAAGGCAUUAAAGAAAAUUAACAUUCAAGAAAUAUCAGAGAAAGAAUCGAUAUUUAGUGGUAUUGUUGAAGAAAACUUGGUUGAAGAAAAAACUCUGGAGCAAAACAAUGCCCCUACAGAUGUUAAAAAUGAUGCUCCUAAAGAUGUUAAAAAUGAACCCGAAAGUAACCAUAAACAGGACAGUAAACCUAACAUUGAAGUAAUUGAAGAUACACCUCAAGUCCCUAAAACAUCAGUUGGGUUCUUUUUGAGCUGGCGUAAAAGUGUAUCUAGUGAUUAUAGAUACAGAUUUUUAAAGCAAAUUAUGCCUCGAUAUUUUCCAUCUAUUAUCAAAUCAUCGAUGGAGGCCAGCAUACUCAGCGAUAUUAUAUCUGUGUUAAACACAAAGUUUGUGGCGAACGGUGAUCACGUUUAUGAUUGGCUGUACUACCUUUCGAAAUUGGAGAGAUUUAGGGCCUUGAUACUUUUUAUGCCUGAAUCAGAUAAAGAAGUUCUAAAAAGUCUCCUUGAAUAUUGUAAAACAACAGAAGGCAAGACUGGUGAUGAAAUUGAUAAUCUUCGGACUAUGUAUGAACUGUAGAAGGAACCAUUUUUGUACAGAUGAACUAAGCUCUAAUAUAUUGACACAAUAGAUUAUAGCGGAAGUACAAAGUUAUCUCACGUUUCAGCUGAAAAAAAGAGUUGCAUUUAAUGAAUAGUUUUUUUUCUUCUUCUGUGCAGUGCAUACUUAAAAUGUCAUUUAUAAAAAUGCUUUAAUUCUCAAUGCCAAUUUAAAUAUUUGUUGGAGUCUACUGCAGGUGAU
Molecule: messenger RNA, 2251 nt
Organism: Copidosoma floridanum
Lineage: Eukaryota; Metazoa; Arthropoda; Insecta; Hymenoptera; Encyrtidae
Gene: spag
Product: RNA polymerase II-associated protein spaghetti
Cellular component (GO): protein folding chaperone complex
Molecular function (GO): protein binding
Source: RefSeq, a predicted model, not a curated record